AUGGAUGCGAUAACAGAAUCGCCUGGACGAUAUCGCCCUGUGUCGCGCAAAUAUGAUACGAUAGACAAAAGAUAUAAGUUUUUUGAGGCGACUCGUGCUCAUCGGAUGCAAACAUAUUAUCCGUUGAUACAACUUGGUCGUUCCUCUUACUCAUCUACGCGACACAAGACUACCAAUCUGAAGUCCCAAGCUUCGACCGGAAGUGAAGUGGAUAUCAAUCAAUUUACAGCUGAUUCAGAUAGCGCGGCGGUAACAAUUAAUGACUUGUCGAAUGAUAUAUUAUUGACAAUAUUUGCUUAUUGUCAUCCGAUUGAUUUGAUCCACUGUUUCUCUUUGGUUUGUCACCGUUGGAAUUAUUUGGCGAAUCAUUCUGCUUUUUUCACCGAAGUUCGGGUAUUAGUUAACGAUAUUUCGUUGAAAUAUGGCAGUGUGAAAAAGUUUUUCCAUAGGACUUCGCAUUAUCUUCGGAAAUUGUGUAUUGAUUGUUCUGUACCAUUGCCAUCCGCCGAAGUGUACGCAUUAUUCGAAAUUUGUUUUCCUAAUGUAAUCCAUCUCGAUAUUGGCUCUUUUAAGGAAAUGAAUAUUUCACUGUUGAAAAAAUUAUCAUAUUGCUUCCCCAAUGUUGAAAUAUUACAUAUGGAUGCAGUGGAGCGAUGUUCCGCUUAUGAUGAUGAAUGUGAGGAGGAAUGGAAUGAAGUGCUGGAAAUGUUAUUUAAAAAUGAGAACAUUUUCCCGAAAAUGCGGAAUUUCUUCAUGGGUGAUGUAAGUCAGUACUGCGUGAAAGCCGAUGAAAAGUUAUGGGCUUGCAAACGUCCAUUAAACUUAUUGCGUGUUAAUAAUGGAGCAAUUAAAUUGAAUUUUGUCGGGAUCGGAACUUCUUCAUGGAAAUCUACACUUACUGAACUUCAUCUCGGAUAUUACAUUGAAAAUGAGGACUUUCAAUAUAUUGCUGACUUGCAUAAUUUGAAAGUAUUCUCAUUGGGUAUUUGUAUUUAUGUCCCUGAUGAAUUCAUCGCUCCUCUAAAGAAUUUAUACAAUUUGGAAGAACUACGGAUAAAUUGUGGCGGCGAAGAUUGUGAUCUUACCAACGAUGGGAUGAUUGCUUUAUUUACUUUACCAUGCAAACAUCCCGAAAAAUCAUUCCCGUAUAAACUCAAACAUUUAGAACUUGCCGAUUUCCAUGCCUGCAGAACUAAUCUUUUAGAAACUAUUAACCGGAAUUGCCCAGAAUUGAGAUCACUUGGUUUGCCAUACAAUAAAUAUAUGGACGAUGCAGCUGUACCAUUUAUUAUUAGUCAUUUCAAGCAUUUAGUUCAUUUGAAUUUAAGUAGACUUGGGGAUUGCUAUAAAAAUGAAGACUGGAAUAAUCUGGACGAUGAUGAUUUGCCAAAUUUAUUCUUUCUCAAACUUCAUGGAAAUCAGGUUAAUAUCGAAACUUUUCAAAGUCUAAAUGUGAAACGACCUAAACUAUUAAUUUCAACCAAAUGGAAUUAUUUGGUUAACUGGACUGAAACAGAUAAUGGUUAUAUUUUUCACGAUACCUUUGAUGGUGAUAUCAGAGCCAUAGAGAACGAUUUGCGCCAAAUCGAUGGUUUUUGUGAUAUCAGAAUAACUUCACCCUCAUUCAUUUAUAAUAGACGACAUGGAUCUGUGGCUCGCACAUCAUCGUUUCGUAGUUAUCCUUUUGCGUUUAAGGAAAAGGAACCAUUUGAAAUUUCCAUUCAUGAUCAUUCUGUAUAA
Brugia malayi is the source of this 1740-nucleotide messenger RNA. RefSeq names its product F-box domain containing protein. The record is from RefSeq and is a predicted model, not a curated record. NCBI's taxonomy places the organism in Eukaryota, Metazoa, Nematoda, Chromadorea, Rhabditida, Onchocercidae. The transcript is spliced from 13 exons. The coding region runs from base 1 to 1740 and encodes 579 amino acids. Gene Ontology annotation, biological process: SCF-dependent proteasomal ubiquitin-dependent protein catabolic process. Gene Ontology annotation, cellular component: SCF ubiquitin ligase complex. Gene Ontology annotation, molecular function: protein binding.